Messenger RNA from Carcharodon carcharias (great white shark), 5803 nucleotides. It is a transcript of the gene robo2, whose product is annotated as roundabout, axon guidance receptor, homolog 2 (Drosophila). Bases 673 to 5283 code for a protein of 1536 amino acids. Gene Ontology annotation, molecular function: protein binding. The transcript is spliced from 30 exons. The record is from RefSeq and is a predicted model, not a curated record. Lineage: Eukaryota; Metazoa; Chordata; Chondrichthyes; Lamniformes; Lamnidae.
AGGAAUGCAACUGGAUUAUUCUGAAGCUUUUGCCGUAAGGAAUCAGAAGGCGCAGGUUGAAAAUAAACCCUCACUGACUUCAGUGAAACUCUGACGAAUAUCAAGCAGCAAGGACCUGGCAUUGGGGAGAGGACACAUCAGCACCCAAGGUGUCUUGUGUCUGUCUGUGUGUGUGUAUGUGUGUGUGUGUGUUUCUGUGCUUUUUGUUUUUCCAACAAAAAAAAAAAUUGGGUUCUUGGACGUCAAAAAAGAUCAAAACCAAGGAUUCCAACUCGCCUGGUCGAUUUGUGCUGCUACCUUGUGCGCUCCGCAGAGCUGGGGAUAAAGUUGUGUCCCUGUAGCACUGCCGAAGGGCUUCCUUCACCGAGGGCUCUCUCUCUCUCCCCCUCUCUCGCUGAUUGAUUUAUUCCGAGUCCCAGCAACAAAAACCGACUGUGAACAACAUUGAAGAUCAAACUGCCUGCCGUCAGUCGCUAGGGGAACUAUUUCAACUUGCUGCUCCUGCUGCCGCCUCUCCUCUUAAUUUAUCCUCACCCCCACCCCCUCUUUCAACAAAUUACAUAUUAUAUAUAUAUAUAUAUAUUUGCCUCGGAUCUCUUUCUCUGUGUGUGUCUCUGGGAAGUUGGCUGCGCAAUCCGACGCACUCCAAAUCCUCCCUUGGCCGGCAGUGAUAUGGGGAUGACUUUGCUGACAUAUCUCGCUGCCUGUGGAUUAUUCUCUCAAGUUUAUGGAUCCCGUCUUCGACAGGAGGAUUUCCCGCCCCGGAUUGCGGAACACCCCUCUGACCUGAUCGUGUCCAAGGGCGAGCCGGCCACCCUGAACUGCAAGGCCGAGGGGAGGCCCAGCCCCACCGUCGAGUGGUACAAGGACGGGGAGCGGGUGGAGACGGACAAGGAUGAUCCCCGCUCUCACCGCAUGCUGCUGCCCAGCGGCUCACUGUUCUUCCUGCGCAUUGUACACGGACGGAGGAGCAAACCCGACGAGGGCAGCUACGUCUGCGUGGCCCGGAACUACCUGGGGGAGGCCGUCAGCCACAACGCCUCGCUGGAGGUGGCCUUGCUCCGAGAUGACUUCCGACUGAACCCCACUGAUGUUGUCGUCGCUGCGGGUGAGCCUGCCAUCAUGGAAUGCCAACCACCCCGCGGGCAUCCAGAGCCAACCAUCUUCUGGAAGAAGGACAAGGUCCCCGUUAACGACCGCGAUGAAAGAAUAACGAUGCGUGGAGGCAAACUGAUGAUUUCAAACACCAAGAGGAGUGAUGCUGGCAUGUACGUCUGUGUGGGGACCAAUAUGGUGGGUGAAAGGGACAGUGAUCCUGCAGAAUUGACUGUGUUUGAACGCCCUGUCUUCAUCCGAAGACCCAUAAACCAGGUGGUGCUGGAGGACGAUGCAGUCGAGUUUCGAUGCCAAGUGCAGGGGGACCCUCAGCCCACGGUGCGCUGGAGGAAGGAUGACACCGAUGUUGCCAGGGGCAGAUAUGACAUUAAGGAAGACAACACUCUGCGCAUCAAGAGGGUUAGCAAUGGCGACGAGGGAACAUUCACCUGCGUUGGGGAAAACCGCGUGGGAAUGGUUGAAGCCACCGCCACUCUGACUGUACGAGCACACCCUGUCGCUGCCCCUCAAUUUGUCGUGAGGCCAAGGGACCAGAUCGUGGCUCAGGGACGCAGCACCACCUUCCCUUGUGAGACAAAGGGAAAUCCUCAGCCAGCGGUCUUCUGGCAGAAAGAGGGAAGCCAGAACCUACUGUUUCCCAAUCAGCCUCCACAGCCUUCCAGUAGAUUUGCCGUCUCCUCGACCGGCGACCUCACCAUCACCAACAUCCAGAGGUCGGACGCUGGCUACUACAUCUGCCAGGCCUUGACCGUGGCAGGAAGUAUCCUCGCCAAGGCUCAGCUGGAGGUCACAGACGUUCUAACAGACAGGCCGCCUCCUAUCAUCCGCCAGGGCCCAGCCAAUCAGACUCUGGGUGUGGAUGGGACCACUUUGCUGAAAUGCCAGGCCACGGGAGACCCCAUCCCCACAAUCAGCUGGCUGAAGGGUGGAGUCAGUCUCCUUGGAAAAGACCCCCGAAUGUCUCUCCAGGAAUUGGGAAGCCUGCAAAUUAAGAAUUUACGGGUCACAGACUCUGGAAUCUAUACAUGUGUUGCCACAAGCUCAAGUGGAGAAACUUCCUGGAGUGCGUUUUUGGAAGUGCGAGAGUCAGGUGCAGCGACUGUCAAUGUCAAGAUGGAUAUGGACGCUCUGCCAGGAUCACCUUCCAAGCCUCAAGUUGCUGACGUCACAAAGAAUACCGUCACCCUCACCUGGUUGGCUGGGAAACAUGUUGGGUCCUCACCCGUCACAUCAUAUGUCAUUGAGGCGUUCAGCCAAUCUGUAAGUAACAGCUGGCAAACAGUGGCAAACCACGUGAAGGACACUUUGUACACUGUCAGGGGAUUGAGACCUAACACUAUCUACCUCUUCAUGGUGCGUGCUGUCAACGCUCAGGGAGUCAGUGACCCCAGCCAGAUGAGUGACCCUGUCCGAACUCAAGAUAUCAGUCCACCGGCACAAGGUGUGGAUCACAGGCAAGUUCAGCGAGAGCUCGGUGAAGUCAUCAUACGUCUGCACAACCCGCUUGUCCUCACACCAUCCAGUAUCCAGGUCACAUGGACGGUCGACCGCCAGUCACAGUUCAUCCAGGGUUACCGUGUGAUGUUCCGGCAAGUCUCCGGCCUCCCGAGCCCCUCGUCCUGGCAAGUGAUGGAGGUCAAAGUGCCAACCGAGCGGAGUGCAGUCCUCAACAACCUGAAGAAGGGCAUCACCUACGAGAUGAAAGUCCGGCCGUAUUUCAACGAGUUUCAGGGGAUUGACAGCGAAUCGAAAACUGCGCGCACAACUGAGGAAGCUCCCAGUGCUCCCCCACAGUCUGUGACUGUGAUGAUGGUUGGGAACCACAACAGCACCAGUAUUAGUGUCUCCUGGGACCCUCCACCUCUGGAGCAGCAAAAUGGCAUCAUCCAGGAGUACAAGAUUUGGUGCUUGGGCAAUGCCACCCGGUUUCACAUCAACAAGACGGUGGACGCUGCAAUCCGCUCGGUGGUGAUUGGCAGCCUGCUCCCUGGUGUCCAGUACCGAGUCCAGGUUGCCGCCAGCACGGGUGCCGGGGUUGGUGUGAAGAGUGAGCCACAGCUCAUAAUCAUCGGGGGUCGUGGUGACGACAUCUUCAUGACUGGGCCCGGGAGCAACAACAGCAUCACGGAGCAGAUCACGGACGUGGUGAAGCAGCCAGCCUUCAUCGCCGGCAUCGGGGGAGCCUGCUGGGUCAUCCUGAUGGGCUUCAGCAUCUGGCUGUACUGGCGGAGGAAGAAGAGGAAGGGGCUCAGCAACUACGCAGUUCAGUCUUUCACCUUCACCCCGGCAGUAACCUUCCAACGAGUUGAUGGGGGAAUCAUGAGUAAUGGAAGCAGACCAGGCCUGUUAAAUCCAGGCGAGACAAGUUAUCCGUGGCUGGCGGAUUCUUGGCCCGCUACCAGCCUGCCCGUGAACGGGAGCAGCAAUGGGCCCACUGACCUCGGGGACCUCGGAGGGAUGGGGAACUUCAACCGAGCAGCAGGUCAGGGGGAGAAGUCGGGUACUAUGCUGUCCGACAGUGCCAUUUACAGCAGCAUCGAUGUCACCACCAAGACCAGCUUCAACAGCCCGGGCCAGAUCACGCAGGCCACCCCGUACGCCACCACCCAGCUCCUGCAUUCUAGCAGCAUCCAAGAGCUGGCCGUGGACCUCCCCGACCCCCAGUGGAAAGCCUCCAUCCAACCGAAGCCCGACCUGACCGGCUGUGGUUACUCGCUACCGGACCAGAGCAAGUUUAAUAAUGGUGGCAAAAGUGGGAAAAAGAAGAAAAUCAAAAGCAGCGUUAAGCCGCAUAAGAACACGGGCUCCAACUGGUCCAAUGUCCCACUGCCCCCUCCACCAGUGCAGCCGCUACCCGGUACAGAGCUGGACCACUACAUCAUGGACCACCAUGAAAAUGGCUAUGACAGCGAUGGCUGGUGCCCACCACCGCCCGUGAAAAGCUACCUGCACCAGGGCAUGGAGGACGAGCUGGAGGAAGAAGACGAUCGCGUGCCAACGCCCCCAGUCCGUGGAGUGGCCUCCUCGCCCGCCAUCUCCUUCGGCCAGCAGUCCACUGCCACCCUCACCCCCUCUCCUCGUGAAGAGAUGCAGCCCAUGCUCCAGGCCCACUUGGAUGAGAUAAGCAGGGCCUACCACUUUGACAUAUCAAGACAAGCAUGGCAGAUGCAGGGAAACUCUCUCCCUCCUCAGGCCCCAGCUCUGCCCCUGGGCUACAUCUCCGGGACACUAAUUUCAGAUAUAGAGACGGACUUACCCGAUGAGGAGGAGGAAGAUGAAGACGAGGAAGCUUUGGAGAUGGCCAGACCUCUGCGGGGAAUAGCACACACUCCAGGUUCCAGCCUAGACAACCUAGAUAGCUCAGUGACAGGUUCAAUGAUUAACGGAUGGGGUUCAGCCUCAGAGGAGGAGCGCAAUAUGUCUAGCCGGCGAUCUAGCGCUGUUAGCUCCUCCUCCGACUCCAUCUUCACUGAUGGCGACUUUGCCCAGGCUCUUGCCACUGCGGCAGACAGGGCUGGCUUCAAGAUGGAGGGCACCAGCUUAAUGAGGACAGGUAAAGGGCCCUCAUCACAGAGACUCCAGCCUAGCAGUCCCUUCUCCAGCAGCGGGAGUGUGAGUGCAACUCACAACCAGUGCCAGAAAUCCAGACCUCCCAAAAAACACAAGCCGGCUGGGGGCAGACUGGAGCAGCCCUCGGCGCCGCACCGCCGGGAGGUAGCAGCAGACGACCUGCCUCCACCACCUGACCCACCACCAUGUCAGGGUUCAAAGCUGCAAUCUGGGCAAGCACCGAAAGGAACAGGCCUGGUGGGCUCUCUAGAGAGACAGCAACUGCCCCGCCUAGAAGAGAGCAUGGAACAUCUGGCCAAAACAUCCCUAGACCACGUGCACCAAGAGGACUCACGGAACAAGCUCCAGCAGAAGCCAACACUUGGGUCAGAUGAAAUCCUCAUACCGUACAGCAAGCCUAGCUUUCCAUCACCGGGCCAUCUCAGUGGUCACAGCUCAUCUGGAACAGCCUCAUCAAAGGGUUCAACUGGACCCAGGAAAGGAGUGCCCUCACGAGGAGGUCCGGCAAUCGCAAGUCAUCAGUGGAACAUUAGCGACCUUCCAGAUGUAGGAUAUGUGGGAUCGUGUGGUCAAGGGCAGUUUUUAGGGGAUGUAUAGUGAUGAAGAGACAUGUUCCUGAGAUCCUACAGAGCGAGCCUAGCCUCUCAGAUACGAUGACACUUAAAUGGAGCAAUGAACCUCCUCCUUAUUUAAUGUAUUAUGACAGAACCUGUAAAUGUGAUGUAAAGUCCAAGAAAACACAGCCACACUUGUAUCCCCACCAUAACUCUUUAAUACAUUGCUUCUCAUCCCUUCAACUCAAUCACCUUGCUUGCCCCUCAAUUCACCCACAUAUCCCCAUCACCGCCCCCUUCCUUAACCCACCGCACCACCUCCCCCGGCCCCAAAAUAAAAUAGAAACUUGACAGGGAAGAAUCCAAAUAUGAAUAGAAGUUUAGCCAUCACAGCCCGAGAGAGAAAGGGAUUUCUUGUGUAAAUAAUUUCUGUUGCAUUGCUAUACAAAGUUCACCUCGUUUUUUUGACUUUUCAUCUUGUAAUGUCUAUUCUUUUUUUAUUGGUCUGUUGUACUAUAUGUGAAUUGAUUAGGCAGAGAUGCCAUUAAAAAUUGAAAAACAAC